GAGAGAGAAGCAGUAAACAAGGCUCACAGCUACCCUGAGUGCACACAGUGAAACUGGAUCCUGGUCUGUGAAUCUCCACCAGGACAAGCGGGAUGGAUCGCACGCUGCUGAUAGGAUCAGGAGCAUGUUAACAGCCCAGUUUGGUUUGACUGUUUACUGCCCUCGAGGAUGAGCAAUAAAUGCCGGCCUUGCCAGCUGUGAUCCCGGGAAUGAAUUAAAAGACAAAGCAAAAGGAGCAGCAAUGGACAUCGAUGUGGACUAUGAGCGGCCGAAUGUCGAAACAAUUAAAUGUGUCGUAGUUGGGGACAAUGCGGUGGGAAAGACAAGGCUGAUUUGUGCCAGAGCCUGCAAUACUACCUUGACCCAGUACCAGCUGCUGGCUACACAUGUACCCACUGUUUGGGCAAUAGAUCAGUAUCGGGUCUGCCAGGAGGUUCUGGAACGAUCGCGAGAUGUUGUUGAUGAAGUUCCAGUUUCUCUUCGACUGUGGGAUACUUUUGGUGACCAUCACAAAGAUCGUCGCUUUGCAUAUGGCAGGUCAGAUGUUGUGGUCCUGUGUUUCUCACUGGCGAACCCAGCCUCACUGCGCCAUGUGAAGACCAUGUGGUUUCCUGAAAUACGUCACUUCUGCCCCCGCACACCCAUUAUCCUGGUUGGCUGCCAGCUGGAUUUGCGGUUUACUGACCUUGAUGCAGUGAAUAGAGCUCGGAGGCCUCUGGUCAAACCCAUCAAACCGACAGAUAUUCUCCCACCGGAGGAUGGUCAACAGAUUGCGCAGGAGCUUGGCAUUCCUUACUAUGAGACCAGUGUGGUUGCACAGUUUGGAAUCAAAGAUGUCUUUGACAAUUCAAUCAGGGCAGCACUCAUUGCGAGACGCCAUCUGCACUUCUGGAAAUCGCACCUUAAAAAAGUACAAAAACCUUUGCUUCAGGCUCCCUUCCUCCCUCCAAAACCUCCUCCAGUUGUCAUAACUGUUCCAGAUACUCUUUUAGUGAAUGGAGAAACACCAACAACUCUCUUUUCUACUCCUCUUUGCCCUGAUGUCAUCUUCAUUCUUCAUGAUGGGCGCCAGAUCUUCGCUCACAGAGUGUACCUGGCUACUUCCUGUUCCAAAUUCUACGACCUAUUCAGUAUAGACUUGAUGCAAAGGCCUUGGAUGGACGGAGGAAAAGGAGCACAAAAUAGAACACAUGGAAAAAAGCAGGCAGGUUACACUAAAAACCUCAAAGUGGAUGAGCCAUGUGGAGACAGUAUUUUUGUGAAGAAUCUACCAGUGUCACAGAAAACUUCAAAGUGCAGUGAGGCCGUGAACCUGCCCAGCCAAGAGAAAGUGAUACAAGUGGCCUUAAAGCAUGGAAAGGAGCUCAGCAAGUGGGGAAGGGGCUUUCUGACUGUUCACCUGGAUUGUAUACAAGAUCCAGUGACUAAAAGAGAUCGAUGUAUGACUGUUGUAACCAUGGACUACCUGAUCCAGAAAGAACCAUUCCAGACAGUACUGGAAUAUCUCUACACGGGCUAUUUGAAGGAAGAUCAGGUGGAUCUGACAGAGGUUGCUGUCAUUGCUGAAAUCCUGGAAGUAUUUGACUUGAGAAUGAUGGUUGCUAAUGUGCUGAAUAAGGAGAGUUUUAUGAACCAGGAAAUCACGAAAGCCUUCCACGUGCGACGUGCCAACAGGAUUAAAGAGUUCCUCACAAAGGGGACCUUUUCAGAUGUUGUCUUCGAGGUGGAAGGGGAAAACAUCUCAGCCCAUAAACCCCUCCUCAUCUCUAGCUGCAAUUGGAUGGCGGCAAUGUUUCGUGGUUCCUUCCUGGAAAGCUACGUUGACAAGGUCCCGGUGCCUGACUGCAGCAGCAGCUGCAUGCGAGCUGUUCUGGAUUUCCUGUACACUGGGCAGAUGGGGUUGAAUGACCAGGUGGAUACCAUGGAACUGAUAGCAUUUGCAGACCGCGUGUGCUUGUCUGGCCUCGUUGCAUUGACAGAGCAGUCUGCUGUGGAGGAACUCCUGCACGCAUCCAAGCAGGGAACUGACAUUGAUGGUUUAGUCUUACAAUACCUCGAGAAGGCUCAGUUGCACGGUGCUCGACAGCUUGCUGACUGGUGUCUCCAUCACAUCUGUACCAACUACAACAGCAUCUGCCACAAGUUCCCUAAGGAGAUGAGACACAUGUCUGCAGAGAACCAGAAGCACUUUGAGAAGUGGCGCUGGCCACCGGUGUGGUACCUAAAGGCAGAGGAUAGUUAUUGCCGGGCAUUGAGAGAACGGCAACGUGAAGAGGAACUCCUGCACAAACAGCGCAUUCGGAGAAAGUGGAACUUCUGGAGAUCCAGCUUCACCUCUCGCUCUUAGAGAAUUUGAACCUCAGAGCUGGUCGCUCCCAUUAACACCAUAAAUGGUCCGACUUCCAUCAGCAACGAGCUGCAGCAGUAAAACAGGCAGAGGGUGACUGAGUGUGUUCCAGAAUGUUCCAGACACUUACGUUAACUGCAAGUUAAGGGCUAUACUUUUUACUGAAAUCCUUUUCAGGGCCAUGUUCUCCUGGGCCCUGCAGAAUAGAAUGAGUCCACGUGCAGAACUCAAAUUCUAUUCUCAAUGAUCCCUCAGUUAUCAUUAACCUCAGACCUGACACACUGUACACCUCAAUCACCUGUUAACCGACUGACUACACACCACGUGUGCCUGAAUGUGACCAAUCAACUGGUAACCUGAAUCUGGGAUUACAAUUCCUGUCUUCUUCCAGAACCUUCACUCAGUAAUCAAAAUUAGCAACAGCACAAGGAGAGCGUUAAUGACCAGCUUGAGAACAAUCUCACUGUCCGGGGACACUGCCCACUGUCCUGGGCACUGACCACUGACCAGGGUAACAGCCCACUGUCCUGGGACACUGCCCAUUGUCCAGGGCACUGACCACAGACCGGGGUCACCACCCACUGUCCGGGGUCACUGCCCACUGUCCGAGCCCCUGACCAGGGACACUGCCCACUGACCGGGGACAUAGCCCACUGACCAGGGACACUGCCCACUGACUGGGCUCGCUGCGUACUGGCCAGGGUUACUGCCCACUGUCUGUGAUCACUGCCCACUGUUCGGGCUCACUGCCCACUGUCUGGGGUCACUGCCCACUGACCAGCGUCACUGCCCGCUGUCUGGGGUCACUGACCAGGGAUACUGCCAACUGUGCGGGGACACUGCCCACUGUCCGAGGUCACUGCCCACUGACCGAGCCACUGACCGGGGGCACUGCUCACUGUCCGGGGUCACUGCCAACUGUGCAGUGACACUGGCCACUGACCGGGGUCACUGCCUACUGUCUGGGUUCACUGUCCACUCACCGUGUUCACUGCCCACUGACCGGGGUCACUGCCCACUGUCUGGGGUCACUGCUCACUGACUGAGCCACUGACCAGGGACACUGCCCACUGUCUGGGGUCACUGCCCACUCACUGUGUUCACUGCCCACUGACUGGGGUCACUGUCCACUGACCAGGGUCACUGCCUACUGACCGAACCACUGACCAGGGACAUUGCCCACUGACCAGGGACACUGCCCACUGACCGGGGUCACUGCCCACUGUCUGGGAUCACUGCCCACUGUCCGAGGUCGCUGACCAUUGUCCGGCGUUACUGCCCACUGACCAAACCAUUGACCAGGGAUACUGCCCACUGACCAGGGACACUGGCCACUGACCGGGGUCACUGCCCACUGUCUGGGAUCACUGCCCACUCACCGGGGUCACUGACCAUUGUCUGGGGUCACUGCCCACUGUCUAUGGUCACUGCCCACUGACCGGGGUCACUGACUGCCCCCUUUCUGUUUGAGAUGGGACUGUUCUCUUGCUGAAACAUUCAAUUUCUGCUUUCUGUACAGUUUAUUCUAAUAUUGAUGUUUACAAGUGUGUGUGUUCACACUAUUAAAGGAAGCCAUCAGCACUUCUGUUUGAUAUAAAACUAUUUUGAUACCUGUGCGAUCUGUGUGUGUAUCAGAAAUCCUCAAAUCCCUUCAGUGUGAAAGCAGGCCAUUUGGCCCCUUGAGUCCAUACCAUCCCUCUGAAGAGCAUCCCAUCCAGACCCACCCCAUACCCCUGUUACUCUGCAUUUCCCAUGGCUAAUCCCCUGUGAA
Molecule: messenger RNA, 4118 nt
Organism: Stegostoma tigrinum
Lineage: Eukaryota; Metazoa; Chordata; Chondrichthyes; Orectolobiformes; Stegostomatidae
Product: rho-related BTB domain-containing protein 2-like
Exons: 11
Coding region: 242-2347 (701 amino acids)
Biological process (GO): small GTPase-mediated signal transduction
Molecular function (GO): protein binding; GTP binding; GTPase activity
Source: RefSeq, a predicted model, not a curated record